UCAGGCCUGGGAGGAAAUGGGGAAAAGAAGAAAAGUCUCCAUGUAGCCACCGAUUACUUAGAAAGGGACUAGACCCCACAUUGCAACUCUGUUCAGUUCCAAUCUCAACCCUGACCCCAGAGACCUAGUCCCAGGUCCAGCCAGCCCUACCAUGACAAAGGAGUAUCAAGAUCUCCAGCAUCUGGACAACGAGGAGAAUGGCCAUCAGUUCAGACAAGGGAUGCCUCCUCCCCAGCCACUCUUUCAGCGUCUCUGCUCCGGACCCCGCCUCCUCCUGCUCUCCCUUGGCCUCAGCAUCCUGCUGCUGGUGGUUGUCUGUGUGAUCGGAUCCCAGAACUCCAAGCUGCAAGAGGAGCUGCAGGCCUUGAAAGAGACAUUCCGCAACUUCACAAUGAACACGGAGGCAGAGGUCAAGGACCUUCGCGCCCAGGGAGGAGGUGUGGGCAGAAAGAUGAAGUCCCUGGAGUCGCAGCUGGAAAAACAGCAGCAGGACCUGAGUGAAGAUCACUCCAGCCUGCUGCUCCACGUGAAGACCUAUGUGUCUGACAUGCGAAGCCUGAGCUGUCAGCUGGCCAUCCUCCAGGGCAAUGGCUCUGAAAAGACUUGCUGCCCUGUUAACUGGGUGGAGCAUGAAGGCAGCUGCUACUGGUUCUCUCACACUGGGAAGCCCUGGCCCGAGGCUGAGAAGUACUGCCAGCUAGAGAACGGGCACCUGGUGGUGGUCGGCUCUUGGGAGGAACAGAAAUUUGUCCAGCACCAUAUAGGCCCUGUGAACACGUGGAUGGGCCUCACUGACCAAAAUGGGCCCUGGAAAUGGGUGGACGGAACAGACUAUGAGACGGGCUUCAAGAACUGGAGACCAGAGCAGCCAGAUGACUGGUAUGGGCACGGGCUCGGGGGAGGCGAGGACUGUGCCCACUUCACAGAUGAUGGCCGCUGGAAUGAUGACGUCUGCCGAAGGCCCUACCGCUGGGUCUGUGAGACAGAACUAGACAGAGCCAGCUAGGAGGCUCUCUCACCUAAUUUAUUUCCUCAAUGCCUUCACCUGACAAAGGGGCCUGGUUUGGGGAUCUUCCUAUCUGGGAGCCUCCUGCACCUUCUCAGGGAUUUUCAUCUGGAAUUUUAAGGAAAGGUGAAGGAUGGUGUCUGAGGAAUGUAGAAUGAUGUUCAGAGGGGUGGGGAU
Molecule: messenger RNA, 1183 nt
Organism: Pteropus alecto (black flying fox)
Lineage: Eukaryota; Metazoa; Chordata; Mammalia; Chiroptera; Pteropodidae
Product: asialoglycoprotein receptor 1
Exons: 8
Coding region: 152-1006 (284 amino acids)
Biological process (GO): biological process involved in interspecies interaction between organisms
Cellular component (GO): external side of plasma membrane
Molecular function (GO): D-mannose binding; fucose binding; signaling receptor activity
Source: RefSeq, a predicted model, not a curated record